AUGCUCAGCGAGGGCAGCAGUUGGACAGCGGCGCUUGGUGACUCUGGUUCUGGACCCAGAGGUUCUAAACCGUUGAACGGUCCUUCUGAAGGGUUGUGGCCCAGGCGGCUACGGGAGGAGCAGCGCGGGAGACCUGGAGACGGAGGGCCCGGGGACCUCAUCCAAAACAAAGACCUGGGCAAGAUGCACAAGGCCGCCAGCGUGGGCGACGCAGCAAAAGUGGAGGAGAUGCUGUUGCUCCAGAAACAUGGCGUGGAUGACAGAGACAAGAUGAGCAGGACUGCUUUACAUUUGGCCUGUGCCAAUGGCCAUCCAGAGGUGGUGACUCUCCUAGUAGGCAGGAAAUGCCUGUUGAACCUCUGUGACAACGAAAACAAGACAGCGCUGGUGAAGGCUGUACAGUGCCAGCAAGAAGAAUGUGCAGCUCUUCUGCUAGACCAUGGUGCUGAUCCAGAUGUAAUGGACAUCGAUGGCAACACUGCUCUCCACUAUGCUGUCCUUGGUCAAAAUAUGGCUAUAGUGGAAAAGCUGAUUUCAUGCAUGGCGAAUAUUGAAGUGAAAAACAAGGAUGACCUCACACCACUUUCACUUGCUAAAAGUGAAAACAAAGAACAAAUGGUGGAAUUGUUGUUAAGUAGAAGUGCAAGUAUGCAUGCGGUUGAUCAGAUGGACAGAUAUUACAGUGUUUUUGACAGUAUCGUCAUAAAUUGCUAUGAUUUUGUCAGAUCUUCAAAGGAAAUAUCUCACGAAGAGUGCAAGGUCAAAGAGAAAAUGAACUCCAUGGAUGACCUUGAUUGCUUAACUCAGUCAUCUGAAGCAAUUUCAGAGCUUUGCCUGUCACCUUACCCCAAUUAUGAGAAUUUCAUGUUGCUAAUUAAACAACUUCGUAAGGAUUGUAAAGAUUCAGAUAACUUAUAUAAAAUCCAGAAUGCAGUUCUUUCAUAUGAAAGAUCAAUAGAACUUGGGAAAAAUCAAUGUGAAUUACUUACAGAAAAAGUGAAAACAAUGGAAAAUAGGGUUAGUGGACUAUACAAGAAGCUAUCAGAAGCAAGAGCAACAAAAUCACAGUUAGAGCAUCAAAAAGUGGAAUUAGAAGGAAAACUCUGCAGUUUGAGAUUUACCUUAAAAGAAGAAAAAGAGAAAAGACAAAAAGCUGAUCAAUUAUAUGAAAAGUAUAGGGAACAGUUAAUAAAAAAAGAAGAGCAAUAUAUUAAAGAGACUGAAAUAAACAGAGAACUUGAAACCACUCUUAGAACACUAGAGAUGGAAUUGCAGAUUGUGAGGAAGAAUUUAAGUCAGGUUGUAGGAGAGCGAAAUGACAUUCUGAGGCAACUUUCUCAAGAACAGAGUGCCAGAAAAUUACAAGAUGAAAAUCUGGCCGAGCUCCUUUGCAAACAAAGGGAGUUAGAAAAAACUAAUAAGGAAGUGAAUUCUGAGGUAUUUUAUUUCGUCAUUUUCAAAUGCCUUGGCUGCACCAAUUUUCAUUCCCAUCAACAUUGCAUGAGGGUUCCAUUUUCUCCACAUCCUCACCAACACUUGCUGUGUGUUGAUUUAUUGAUGAUAGCCAUUCUGACAAAUAAUGAUGAUCUUAUAGUGAAACUGAAAACUGCAUCUUCAAAAUGUGUAUGUCUGGAUGGAAAAAAUAAACUUCUUCAACAGGAGUUAUUAUCUAUGAAAGCAAUAGAAAAGAAAUGUGAAAAACUAGAGAACAAAAAACAGAAGUUGAAACAAGAAAUAGUAAACCUGAAAAGACAUAUGGAAAUGAACAUGGUAGAACUCAGUGAAGUAUUACUGUAUAAACAGAAAAUUGAAGAAAGAGCAAGAAGAGAUGUAGAAGACAAAUUAGAACAAGUCAAUCUAAUUUUACAGACACAAAUAGCAUCUAAAGAACUCUCAGAGCAGUUAAUAGAAUAUCGUAAUGCUUCAAUAAGAAGUGAUUUGGAACUCAGAAAUAAAGAUCUGGAAUCACAACUCUCCAAAGUGCGAAUUUUUUUAAAUGAUAGCAGAAGCGAAUUGGAAAAAUAUGAGCGACUCUACUUAGAAGAAUUGAAAGGCAGAAAGACAUUGGAAAGUGAACUAAUUGAGACUCAGGAGAGGCUAACAGAGGUCAGAACCGAACUUCUGCUACAGAAAGGGGAGAAUAGAUUUUUGCAUAGCACUCGUGAUAUGAUGCCAGUCCUGGAGACACCAUGUGCAGGAGAUCUUAAUAGUUUUGUGCCCAAUAGAUAUUCUGCUCCAAGAGAAAACUUGGAGCUUCCAACCUCAAGGCCAUGCACUUCAACUUAUGUAAUUAAGAUGUGGCAGGAGUUUGAAGAAAUACUAACAAGAGAACUAAAAGAAGAUGCUGCUGAGUUUGAAUCGGAAUCCUAUAGAGCUUGUCCUCUAGGAGCAAUUGAUCAGUCAAAUUCAUGUCAAGACCUACUUUUGAAAACGUCACGAAAAUAUACAGAGAUCUCGAAGAAAAAUUACAUGAUCUGAAACAUAUACAGGAAAAAAUUAUUUACUGAACUCAUAUUUUGUUUUCCAUUAUACACAUGACUAGUGGCCCGGUGCAUGAAAUUUGUGCACAUUGAAAGGGAAUUAAUUAGAUGAAAUAUUUUAAUAUUGCUAUUUGCCCUUUCUCUAUAAUAAAAGUGUGAGAGA
Molecule: messenger RNA, 2643 nt
Organism: Eptesicus fuscus (big brown bat)
Lineage: Eukaryota; Metazoa; Chordata; Mammalia; Chiroptera; Vespertilionidae
Product: ankyrin repeat domain-containing protein 26-like
Exons: 17
Coding region: 1-2478 (825 amino acids)
Molecular function (GO): protein binding
Source: RefSeq, a predicted model, not a curated record